GCGCACUGCUUAUUUCCCGCUGUCAGGAUGAGGAGGCGGAGGUCGGCGCUCGGGUCCGUCUCUGCCCGCGGCUGUGGCGGCGCCGGCGGCUCCAGCCUUAGCGGUUCCUCCCUGGGCGGCGGCGGCGGCGGCUCGGUCGACGCCUCUUCCGCCAGCUGAGCCCGAGGGAGCCCGGGACGCUGCUUCCCCGCCCAUUCCCGCUCCCCCAAGCCGGCCGUCUGGCCAUGGCGCAGCCGGGCCCGGCUCCCCAGCCUGACGUUUCUCUUCAGCAACGGGUAGCAGAAUUGGAAAAAAUUAAUGCAGAAUUUUUACGGGCACAGCAGCAGCUUGAGCAAGAAUUUAAUCAAAAGAGAGCAAAAUUUAAGGAGUUAUAUUUGGCUAAAGAGGAGGAUCUGAAGAGGCAAAAUGCAGUGUUACAAGCUGCACAAGAUGAUUUGGGGCACCUUCGGACACAGCUGUGGGAAGCUCAAGCAGAGAUGGAGAAUAUUAAGGCUAUUGCCACAGUCUCUGAGAAUACCAAGCAAGAAGCUAUAGAUGAAGUGAAAAGACAGUGGAGAGAAGAAGUAGCUUCACUUCAGGCUGUUAUGAAAGAAACAGUUCGUGACUAUGAGCACCAGUUCCACCUUAGGCUGGAGCAGGAGCGAACGCAGUGGGCACAGUAUAGAGAAUCUGCAGAGAGGGAAAUAGCUGAUUUAAGAAGAAGGCUGUCUGAAGGUCAAGAGGAGGAAAAUUUAGAAAAUGAAAUGAAAAAGGCCCAAGAAGAUGCUGAAAAACUUCGGUCUGUUGUGAUGCCCAUGGAGAAGGAAAUUGCAGCUUUGAAAGAUAAACUGACAGAGGCUGAAGACAAGAUUAAAGAGCUGGAGGCCUCAAAGGUUAAAGAAUUGAAUCAUUAUUUGGAAGCUGAAAAAUCUUGUAGGACUGAUCUAGAAAUGUAUGUAGCUGUUUUGAAUACUCAGAAAUCUGUUCUACAGGAAGAUGCUGAGAAACUGCGAAAAGAAUUGCAUGAAGUUUGCCAUCUCUUGGAGCAAGAGCGACAGCAACACAACCAGUUAAAACAUACAUGGCAGAAGGCCAAUGACCAAUUUCUGGAAUCUCAGCGUUUACUGAUGAGAGAUAUGCAGCGAAUGGAGAUUGUGCUAACCUCAGAACAGCUCCGACAAGUUGAAGAACUGAAGAAGAAAGAUCAGGAGAAUGAUGAACAACAAAGACUCAAUAAGAGAAAAGAUCAUAAAAAAACAGAUGUCGAGGAAGAGGUAAAAAUACCAGUAGUGUGUGCUUUAACUCAAGAAGAAUCUUCAGCCCAGUUAUCAAAUGAAGAGGAGCAUUUAGAUAGCACCCAUGGUUCAGUCCAUUCCUUAGAUGCAGAUUUAUUGUUACCAUCUGGAGAUCCAUUCAGUAAAUCGGACAAUGACAUGUUUAAAGAUGGACUCAGGAGAGCACAGUCUACAGACAGCUUGGGAACCUCGGGCUCAUUGCAAUCCAAAGCUUUAGGCUAUAACUACAAAGCAAAAUCUGCUGGAAACCUGGAUGAGUCAGAGUUUGGACCCCUGGUGGGAGCAGAUUCAGUGUCUGAGAACUUUGAUACUGCAUCCCUUGGGUCACUCCAGAUGCCAAGUGGGUUUAUGUUAACCAAAGAUCAGGAAAGAGCAAUCAAGGCAAUGACACCAGAACAAGAAGAGACAGCAUCUCUCCUCUCUAGUGUCACCCAGGGCAUGGAGAGUGCCUACGUGUCCCCCAGUGGUUACCGCUUAGUUAGUGAGACUGAGUGGAAUCUCCUGCAGAAAGAGGUGCAUAAUGCUGGAAAUAAACUUGGUAGACGUUGUGAUAUGUGUUCCAAUUAUGAAAAACAGUUACAAGGAAUUCAGAUUCAGGAGGCUGAAACAAGAGACCAGGUGAAAAAACUACAGGUGAUGCUGAGGCAAGCUAAUGACCAAUUAGAGAAGACAAUGAAAGAGAAACAGGAGCUGGAAGACUUCAUAAAGCAGAGCAGUGAAGAUUCGAGUCAUCAGAUCUCUGCACUUGUUCUAAGAACCCAAGCAUCUGAGAUCUUACUUGAAGAGUUGCAACAAGCAUUUUCCCAGGCAAAGAGGGAUGUUCAGGAACAGAUGGCAGUGCUGAUGCAGUCGCGGGAACAAGUUUCAGAAGAGCUGGUGAGGUUACAGAAAGAUAAUGACAGUCUCCAGGGAAAGCACAGCUUACAUGUGUCACUACAGCAAGCAGAAGACUUCAUCCUCCCAGACACUAUAGAGGCCCUGCGGGAGUUGGUGCUGAAGUAUCGAGAGAACAUCGUCAGCGUGCGGACGGCAGCAGACCACGUAGAGGAGAAGCUGAAGGCAGAGAUACUUUUCCUAAAAGAGCAGAUUCAAGCAGAACAGUGUUUAAAAGAAAACCUUGAAGAAACUCUGCAGCUAGAAAUAGAAAACUGCAAGGAAGAAAUAGCUUCCAUUUCUAGCCUAAAAGCUGAAUUAGAAAGAAUAAAAGUAGAAAAAGGACAGUUGGAGUCCACAUUAAAAGAGAAGUCUCAACAGCUUGAGAGUCUUCAGGAAAUAAAAAUCACAUUGGAAGAACAGUUAAAGAAAGAAACUGCUACUAAGGUUACCGUUGAACAACUAAUGUUUGAAGAGAAGAAUAAAGCUCAGAGAUUACAGACAGAAUUAGAUGUCAGUGAACAAGUCCAGAGAGAUUUUGUAAAGCUUUCACAGACCCUUCAGGUGCAGUUAGAGCGGAUCCGGCAAGCAGACUCCUUGGAGAGAAUCCGGGCAAUUCUGAAUGAUACCAAACUGACAGACAUUAACCAGCUCCCUGAGACAUGACACCCUGAUAGCAGGAUUCUAGCCUGCAUUUUGGAUUUUUAACUCAUCUUUAGAGCAACAUUAAUUAUUAUUUAACUCUUAACUGAAGAAACAGAAGUCACAGCAAAAGGAAGACUGGAGAAAUGCUUAAUUCUAGUGGGAGAAGACGCAGCAUAGGAACAGCAAACAGCCAGGGCGAUUCGCAGCAGAAACCUUUCAAAUGGGAACACUAACGAGACUGCAGACUUGAUUCCAACAGGUGUGGGAUCAGUCAGGUGAUGGAAGAAGUGCUGUUUCCUUGCCUACUCUCUCCAAUAUAGAUUUUUGGAACACAUUUCCCUACCCUAAAGCAACAUCCCAAUAGCAUUUGGAAUUACAUUUUCUGUUCAGAUGUUGGAAGCAAGAAUUUUCUUUUCUGUUGUCUAGAGCUCAUCAAUAACAGUAUUCAGUUAGCAGACAGAGGUGUAGUAUGCUGUAUGAAUAUUUUAUAUUAAAAUAUGAAGUUUUGAGAGCAGGC
Messenger RNA from Nycticebus coucang (slow loris), 3309 nucleotides. RefSeq names its product rabaptin, RAB GTPase binding effector protein 1 (gene RABEP1). Bases 225 to 2813 code for a protein of 862 amino acids. Gene Ontology annotation, biological process: Golgi to plasma membrane transport; endocytosis. Lineage: Eukaryota; Metazoa; Chordata; Mammalia; Primates; Lorisidae. Gene Ontology annotation, molecular function: growth factor activity; GTPase activator activity. Gene Ontology annotation, cellular component: endosome; endocytic vesicle. The record is from RefSeq and is a predicted model, not a curated record. The transcript is spliced from 18 exons.